Messenger RNA from Gopherus evgoodei (Goodes thornscrub tortoise), 3836 nucleotides. RefSeq names its product APC down-regulated 1 (gene APCDD1). Gene Ontology annotation, biological process: negative regulation of Wnt signaling pathway. The transcript has 5 exons. Gene Ontology annotation, molecular function: Wnt-protein binding. Bases 237 to 1784 code for a protein of 515 amino acids. The record is from RefSeq and is a predicted model, not a curated record. Gene Ontology annotation, cellular component: plasma membrane. Lineage: Eukaryota; Metazoa; Chordata; Testudines; Testudinidae.
CGGAGAGGCGGGAGCGCUCCCCGGGCUGGAGGAUCCGGCGGCACCUUCUGCCUGGGCUAGUGCCCCUGCCUGCGGCGCCCCCGGCUCGCCUCUUCCGAGCCUCUCCUGCCUGCCUGGCUGUCAGGUCCGCGCUGAAGGGACCGUUCGCCUGCCACCCACCAGCCAUAGCCGGGGGGCGCCCGAGAAGAAGACGAGGAAGGAGAGGCAAUAAGGCGAGAGGCGGCGGAGAGCUGGAAAUGUCCCUUCCCUGUUGCAACCUGGUUAGAUACCUGUUCCCAGCCCUGCUCCUGCAUGGGCUGGGAGAGGGUUCUGCCCUUCUUCAUCCAGACAGCAGAUCCCACCCUCAAUCUUUAGAGAAGAGUGCAUGGAGGGCUUUUAAGGAAUCACAGUGUCAUCACAUGCUGAAACAUCUUCACAAUGGAGCCCGAAUUACUGUGCAAAUGCCUCCCACCAUUGAAGGGCAUUGGGUCUCUACUGGCUGUGAAGUUAGAUCAGGCCCAGAGUUUAUCACAAGAUCCUAUAGAUUCUACAACAACAACACAUUCAAGGCCUACCAGUUUUAUUACGGUGGUAAUCGCUGCACAAACCCUACCUAUACCUUAGUUAUCCGUGGUAAAAUUCGUCUUCGUCAAGCAUCCUGGAUCAUCCGAGGGGGAACUGAAGCCGAUUACCAGUUACAUAACAUUCAGAUCAUCUGCCACAGUGAAGCAAUAGCCGAAAAACUAAGUGUGUUGGUGAACCGUACGUGUCCUGGAUUUGUACCAGACAACAAUCCCUGGGAGCAGGAUGUGAGCUACAAUUUGUGGAGAGAAGAGAAUGGCUGUGAAUGCACCAGAGCUCUUAAUUUUGCCAUUCAUGAACUUCAACUGAUCCGAGUAGAGAAGCAGUAUCUACAUCAUAAUUUAGAUCACCUAGUAGAGGAGCUAUUUCUUGGAGACAUCCACACUGAUGCUACUCAGAGGAUGUACUAUCGGCCUUCUAGUUACCAGCCUCCUCUUCAAAAUGCGAAGAAUCAUGAUCAUACCUGUAUAGCAUGUAGAAUAAUUUACCGGUCAGAUGAGCACCAUCCUCCAAUCUUACCUCCAAAGGCCGAUUUGACUAUUGGAUUGCAUGGAGAAUGGGUGAGCCAGCGCUGUGAGGUGCGUCCUGAAGUCCUCUUUCUCACCAGGCACUUCAUCUUCCAUGAUAACAACAACACCUGGGAAGGUCACUAUUAUCAUUACUCUGACCCCAUCUGUAAGCACCCCACCUUUACCAUCUAUGCCAAGGGGCGUUACAGCAGGGGAGUGCACUCUUCAAAAGUGAUGGGAGGAACAGAGUUUGUGUUCAAAGUAAAUCACAUGAAAGUCACUCCCAUGGAUAUAGCUACAGCCUCUCUACUGAAUGUCUUUAAUGGGAAUGAGUGUGGAGCAGAGGGAUCGUGGCAAGUUGGAGUACAACAGGAUGUUACUCACACCAAUGGCUGUGUUGCUUUGGGGAUCCGCCUACCACACACAGAGUAUGAAAUCUUCAAAAUGGAGCAGGAUGCUAGGGGUAGCUACUUACUGUAUAACGGCCAGAGGCCUAGUGAUGGGUCAAGUCCAGACAGACCAGAGAAGAGAGCCACUUCUUAUCAGAUGCCAUUAGUUCAGUGUGCUUCAUCAGCACCAAGACCUGAAGAGUCACCAGAGGAGAACAAAAUAGGCCGCUAUAGCAGCAGGGCACCAGAAAAGGACUCCAGUGUAUUUGUCCUUACUCUGAUGCUGUUUAUUUGUACUGUGCCACAUUGGAACAUUCUCAGUUGAAAGGAAAAAACUAUUUUUCCUGACUACAAAACCAGGAUUCCAUAUGACUGAGGGUUUUUCUUUUCAGAAAGAAAAGGACAUUUAUUUUCUUGAUGCACUGGAAUGCCUGAGAACGGUUGUUCUUUUCCUUAUUUUUUUUCCCCUCCUUGAAUCAUGAACGGCACUCGUUUGAUGUUUUUGCUUUGAACUUCGUCCAGUCUGAUCCCUGGCCUGACAUGACUGCACAACCGUAAUUGCACUUUACGACUGCAGACUUACUUGGCUUUUUUAACUACUAGGGUAAACCUAAAGAUCCUGCUUCAGUUGGCCCUGCCAUUUUGCUGUUGUGGUUCAUUUCCCCCCUAGCACUCAGUUUCUCAUCAGAAUUUAGCUAUCAGGAAUCACUCUGUAUAGUAUUGUGUUAAUACUGUGAUAAUGGCUUUUGUCUUUUAUUCUUUAGGACUCUGCUGUAGAUAUGUACAUAUAAAGAAACCCCACAAGGAUCUAGCUAAAUACAAUCUUACAGUUUUUACACAAAAGAAAAAAAAUAUACAACCUAUCCUCCCGUAAGAAGGUAAAUGGAAAAUUAUCAAAAAGUAACAUUCAAAGUAAUUUAAGCUAUUUUUACAUAUAAUUGUUUAACUUGUAAAAACAACCAGAGGUUUAGUGGGCUGUAAAUAUUUUUCUCAUUCAGUUCCAUUAGGUAUGCAAUUGCUUCAUGCCUCCCAUUGUAUCUACUAACUAGUUACAAUAACCUCCCCCUCUCCUCUUUAAAAUCAGAUAGAGAAAACAUUUUUUCAUCAGGCAUGCACAGUAUAUGUAAGUUGCAGAAGUAUUAGUGGAUUGUUCCAUGUUGUUGUACUCACUACUCCUUAUACCCUCUCUAUGCAAUGUUCCUGCCUUGAAUUUCAUUUUGUUAGGGGUGAACAAAAUAAUGAAGGGGCUGGGGCCAUAACACAAAUCAUAAAACAAACAAACAAACAAACAAAAAACCCUCUGCUUAAUAAGAAUUGUAAAGUGGCAGUAGGUAGGAAGUAAAGAAAGGAUUGAAGCAGCAAACAUAUCAUCCAUGAGCCCAAUCACAUCUUCCUCCUUUCAACUUAGAGAGCAGAGAAACAACAGAAAAUUUGAAAAGAUGGAGCAAAUUUCACCAGAGGGAAUGGGGUUUCACAAAUACAGAGCACUCCCACCCUUCCUUUCAGUACACAAGCCCCUACACAGGGUCACAUUGAGUUUGAGGCUCAAUGUUUGCUUGUCUUCAGUAUUACGUGGCUGAGAUCGGAACAAAUCUUCAAAAUUACGAGUAAAAUAACCAGUCUCUAUUCUCUAUAAGAUGUAUGCAGUUAGGUCACAUAUGCAAAUGAGGUAGCUGAGAAUUGCACAAGUUAUUGAUCCUUUAAUUUCAUCAAACUCAUUCAAGUUGUAUAGCAUCAUGUACACCUAUGGGACAAUACAAAUAUAUUCCAAUCUAUAGUUUGUGUGACCUGGCUCCAUAGCCUGUCAGCCUAAGAUGGUAAGACUCAGCAACGGAGGACCUGUGAAUGGAGUAAUUUACAUCAUAUAGGUUCAAAUGUUUUUAAGAAGUGAAAGGAUAAAGCAGGGUUUUUUUCCGCAACCGUGCAACUUGACACUGGAGUUCUGUAGCAACAUUGUUACAUUCCAGCCCAGAAGAAGUUAUUGCACCCGAAAUAAAAAACGCAGAAUAUAACCAGCAAGAGAAAGAAACUGUUGUGCAAAUCAUUUUUAAAAACUAACUUCUUUCAAAGCACAAAAGGGAACAAAGGAAAAAAGUGAUCAGAAGUAAGACUCCUUCUGUGUUUCACUAGAGUUUACACAUUGUGCCUGCUGUCGUAGGUCAGAACAUGACAGGAGUCCAUAUUUUGAGAUGUAAAGUCAUCCUUGCCAAUGUUAAAGUGUAUUAGCUUAAAGCCCAGGAUUUUAAAAAAAUAUAAUUUUAUUUUUGUAAAGUUAUAGAAAAUAUUUUUCUUCCCAAUGUAGUGUUCCAGAUUAAACUAUCAGGGAACUUUGAGCACUUGUUAAAAUACUGAUUGAAAUAAAAGACUCGGUGAAGAA